Molecule: messenger RNA, 1064 nt
Organism: Mizuhopecten yessoensis (Yesso scallop)
Lineage: Eukaryota; Metazoa; Mollusca; Bivalvia; Pectinida; Pectinidae
Exons: 3
Coding region: 215-751 (178 amino acids)
Source: RefSeq, a predicted model, not a curated record
UUAGUCAUGGGGUCCGUGGCCGUGUGACAACAACAAGAACGUGUGCUCCAGGACGUACGCGACAGAUGGGGGAUCGUACCGUACAUACACGUCUUAAGAAAGUCUACAGCCAUUUUGUGGUGAGAACUGAGAACUCUUGGUGAUAAUACAAGUAUCAGGAAAACAUCAUCCGGUGCAAGCAUCUUUUACGAAUAUCAACCAUAGAAAGGUGGGCAUGUCUCCGAGAAUCGGAAUGAUUACACACAUGUAUUGUGUGCUCAUGUGUGUGGUUCUUGUAUGUCAAGCAAGGACACCGUUGGAUAACACUCUAAGGAGUAAAAUACUAGCAGCUCUAGGAAAAAAUAAUCGAGCUGGUGGUGCGUCAUCGACGUCUGUUUCUGCAAACCGGAUCCAACCAGAGCUACCUAGUGCCAAGACAAAAGCUCGAGCGACAUCUGGUGGUGUCAAAAAGAUACGUGCUAUUAUUCCUGAGACUUCAGAUAUAAUUAUUGAAAAAGAAACGACACUUGAUACUACAACUGUUUCUCCAUCAUCAUCUUCACCUGUGAAACCUAAAGCUUUAGACACGCAAAACGUCGACGUAAACAUAAAUAUAAACAAUAACAUUAAUAAUCAAGAGCCGGUUACAUCAGCCACAGCCAACCCGACGCAACCCACUGAAACACCAAAACCAGUACUGGACUGUGUCAGUAUUUGCAAGAUCGCAAACGUGGCAGCUUGUGGAUGCCCUCACAGUGGUGCAUGGGCAUAACACCAUGAUAAUGUAAUAACAACGAUCUACGAUACAGCCCUACACGUAUCCAGUUAAAUCGUGAAAACGAAAGUGAUGGGAUUUAUGACAAAUUCUUGUGUAUAAUGUACUCGUUGGAACCGUCGUUAUCUCUUUUUGUGAUAAAAUACUGAAUCAUUUGUGGUUGCGCAUGUUAUUAGUUUUGUGCAUGUUAAAGACCAAAAAAAUGGUUUAGUGUAAACGAUAAACGAAACAAACUGUAAUAAUGAUUUAAGAAUGUUUGAUAGAGGGUAAAACUCGUAGAUGCUUAUUAUAUUAAACAUAUAUCAAUUUC